Molecule: messenger RNA, 2682 nt
Organism: Pungitius pungitius (ninespine stickleback)
Lineage: Eukaryota; Metazoa; Chordata; Actinopteri; Perciformes; Gasterosteidae
Exons: 3
Coding region: 1-2682 (893 amino acids)
Biological process (GO): DNA integration
Molecular function (GO): nucleic acid binding; zinc ion binding
Source: RefSeq, a predicted model, not a curated record
AUGUCAAAUCUCAUCAGGCUGCCUAAAUUGACAGUGAAACCUGCAUCUAAAAGGCAGGGGCCAGAGGAUCGGCCGUUCACCUACGGGCGGCGGCUCCGGGACGCCGCCGCCAGGUGGCUCCGGCCGACGGGGGUGGAGACAGCGGCAGAAGUCCUGGAGGCGGUGGUACUGGAGCAGUUCGUGGAGGGGCUCCCGGCCCGGACGGCGGCGUGGGUCCGGUACCACCGGCCACCGACGCUGGAGGCGGCCACCACCCUGGCCGAGGACCACCUGGCGGUGCACCGCAGCGGACGGGGCGGCCGGGAGGGAGCGCUGCCUGCGACGCAACCGGCAGCAGCGCCAGCCGGAGGGAGCCCGCAGCGGACCACGGAGCGGCCCACACCGGCCCCACGUCGGCCGCCGGCAGCUGUACACCGGGACCCCCCGACCGCAGCAAACCCCGGCACCCUUCCUGACCCAACGGGAGGUUCUCAAACGCCAGGGCAGGAGUGCUGGAAGUGCGGGCGGCUCGGCCACCUGCGGAGGGAGUGCCCGCUGAUGGAGGUGGGGCAGGUGAUCCGGGUCGCCGGCGCUCCAUCACCCUCCCCCGGCCCGGGAGCGACGUACCGCGUUCCGGUAAGAAUCCAGGGGGGUACACGCCAGGCGAUGGUGGAUUCGGGCUGCUCGCAGUCCAUGAUACAUCAGAGCCUGGUUCGGCCAGGGGCAUUGGUAGAAGCGUCGCGGGUGAAAAUUAGGUGUGUGCACGGGGACAUUCAUGAGUAUCCCAUAGUGUCCGUCGAACUUAGGUUCAAGGGGAGAAAAUAUAGAAUAAAGGUCGCGGUUAGCUCCCACCUGACGCACUCCGUAAUUUUGGGGACGGAUUGGGAGGGAUUUAACACGCUAAUGGGAGAGGCUGCGGGGGUGCGUUCACGACCGACAGGGACAUGCGGUAUUUGUGCUGUGCUCAGCGGUGACGCGAGGUCGUCCGACGCCGCCGGGGGAGGGGGGGAACCGGCGGAGCCUCCCGAGGAGACUCCGGCGGUUCCCGAGUUCCGCGCCAUGGAAGAUUUUCCACUCGAGCAGUCUCGUGACGAUACUCUACGCUCAGCCUACGACCAGGUGAUAAAAAUUGAUGGUCAUUUGGUGCGCCCUGACGUAGCACUGUCGUACCCGCACUUCUCAUUGAUUAGGGACAGGUUGUACAGAGUGAGUCGUGACACUCGAACGGGGCAGGAAAACACCCAGUUGCUGGUGCCGAAAAGCCGCCGGGAAAUGAUUUUCCAGGCGGCUCAUUAUAAUCCGAUGGCGGGUCACAUGGGAUACGGGAAAACACUAGACCGGAUAAUGGCCCGAUUUUAUUGGCCAGGCAUCCGGGCGGACGCGCGCCGCUGGUGUGCGUCCUGCCCGGAGUGUCAGCUAGUCAAUUCACCAGCCAUCCCGCGUGCCCCGCUGCGGCCUCUACCGCUGGUGGAGGUCCCGUUCGAGCGCAUCGGCAUGGAUCUAAUCGGGCCAUUCCACCGGAGCGCACGCGGAUACCGCUUUGUGUUAGUCCUCAUGGAUUAUGCAACCCGGUAUCCGGAGGCGGUGCCAUUGCGCAAUAUCUCUGCAAAGAGCGUCGCGCAAGCACUGUUUCAGGUCAUCUCCCGGGUUGGAAUCCCGAAAGAGAUUCUAACAGACCAGGGCACCUCGUUCAUGUCGCGCACACUGGGAGAACUUUACGGGUUACUGGGCAUUAAGUCCGUCCGCACCAGCGUUUAUCAUCCCCAGACUGACGGGUUGGUGGAGCGGAUGAAUAGGACGCUGAAGUCCAUGAUUCGUAAAUUUAUUAGCGACGAUGAACGUAAUUGGGAUAAAUGGCUUGACCCUCUGUUGUUUGCAGUCCGGGAGGUCCCCCAGGCCUCCACCGGGUUUUCCCCCUUUGAGCUUCUGUUUGGCAGAUCACCAAGAGGGGUGCUGGAUCUUAUUAAAGAAAGCUGGGAGGAAGGUCCGAGCCCCGGGAAAAACGAGAUCCAGUACGUCCUGGACCUACGAGCAAAGCUCCACACACUGGGUAGGAUGUCACGAGAGAAUUUGCUCCAGGCCCAGGAACGACAACAGCGGCUGUACAACAGAGGAGCCAAGCUGCGAGAAUUCACACCGGGAGAAAAGGUACUUGUAUUACUUCCUUCUUCCAACUCAAAACUCCUGGCUAAGUGGCAAGGGCCCUUCGAGGUCACACGCCGGGUGGGGGAUGUUGAUUAUGAGGUGGUGCGGUCUGACAGGGGCGGGGCUACACAAAUAUACCACCUCAACCUCCUGAAACCCUGGAGGGAGGCGGAGUCUGUUUCUCUGAUUUCCACAGUAUCGGAAAGAGAGGACCUGGGGCCGGAGGUGCCAAAAGCGGCCAAUCCCACCCCGCUCCCGUGUGAGGGUCAUCUCUCUGAGGACCAGAGAGCAGACAUUGCCCAGUUGCAGGAGCGGUUUGCUGAUGUGUUCUCCCCCCGGCCAGGCCGCACCGACCUGAUAGCGCACCGAAUCGAGACACCCCCGGGGGUGACGGUGAGGUCACGACCCUACAGACUACCCGAACACAAAAGAAAAGUGGUUCGGGAGGAAUUGGCGGCUAUGUUGGAGAUGGGGGUAAUAGAAGAGUCCAACAGCGCCUGGUGCAGCCCCAUCGUUCUGGUGGCCAAGAAGGAUGGGACUGUGCGGUUCUGCGUCUAG